Messenger RNA from Tachysurus vachellii, 6272 nucleotides. It is a transcript of the gene slc38a10, whose product is annotated as solute carrier family 38 member 10. The record is from RefSeq and is a predicted model, not a curated record. Gene Ontology annotation, biological process: amino acid transmembrane transport. The coding region runs from base 391 to 3717 and encodes 1108 amino acids. Gene Ontology annotation, molecular function: amino acid transmembrane transporter activity. The transcript is spliced from 18 exons. Lineage: Eukaryota; Metazoa; Chordata; Actinopteri; Siluriformes; Bagridae.
UGCUGUCGACUCACUUCCUGGUUACGCAUCGAGGAAACACUGUUAUUGGAUACGGAAUCGUGAAGUUUCUUUCUAAAGUAUUUACCCCAGUUAUAACGCGUGCAUUAAUAACCAGGUUCGAUUUGAACCCGAGCAGUUGGCGGCUUGUUAUUACUAGACAAACUAGGAAAUGAAACACUUUAACGAUACCGAUGGUAACAUAGGAAAUGAUGUCUGAUGGGAAGUGAGGACGUGAGCGCCACGUCACUGCAGGAAACCUCACUUACACACAGGGACCUUCCUGGAUUUACAUCAGAAUAAAAACAAAGGCUACAACUCUGUACCAGUGCUGAUUGUCUGUCCCAAAACACUCGAGUAUAAAGGCUGUAUAAACCCUUGAAGGAAGCUAAAAUGACGUCGUCUAAUUGGGGUUUAAUAAUGAACGUGGUAAACAGCAUUGUAGGAGUCAGCGUGCUGACCAUGCCUUUCUGCUUCAAACAGUGUGGUAUAGUUCUAGGCACUCUGUUGCUUGUCUUCUGCUCAUGGAUGACCCAUCAGUCCUGCAUGUUUCUGGUCCAUGCAGCCAGCAACACUAAGCGCAGGACUUAUGCUGGACUGGCUUUUCAUGCAUUUGGUAAACCAGGAAAGGCACUUGUGGAGCUGAGUAUGAUAGGCCUGAUGCUUGGAACAUGCAUUGCAUUCUACGUGGUCAUUGCAGACCUUGGUUCAAACUUCUUUGCCCAACUUUUAGGCCUCCAGGUAACACGCAGUUUCCGUGUCCUGUUGCUCAUUGCUGUGUCACUCUUCAUCGUGCUACCUCUGAGUCUGCAGAGGAACAUGAUGUCAUCUAUCCAGUCAUUUUCAGCCAUGGCACUGAUCUUCUACACACUCUUUAUGUUUACGAUCGUGCUCUCAUCCUUCAAACAUGGCCUCCUCAGUGGCCUGUGGCUCAGCAGGGUCAUUUACGUACGCUGGGACGGCGUCUUUCGCUGCAUCCCUAUCUGUGGCAUGGCAUUCGCCUGUCAGUCGCAGGUGUUGCCUACCUACGACAGCCUUGAUGAGCCUUCAGUCAAAAGAAUGAGCACCAUCUUCACAUCUUCUCUCAACGUUGUCACCACCUUUUACAUCACAGUUGGGUUCUUUGGCUAUGUAAGUUUUACAGACACCAUAGAGGGGAAUGUGCUGAUGAACUUUCCCUCUAACCUUGUGACGGAGAUGAUCCGAGUGGGCUUCAUGAUGUCAGUGGCCGUGGGAUUCCCCAUGAUGAUCCUGCCCUGCAGGCAGGCCAUCAACACCAUGCUAUUUGAGCAGCAGCAGAAGGAUGGCACUUUUGCUGCCGGUGGGUACAUGCCGCCCCUUCGCUUCAAGAGCAUUACCCUGUGUAUCGUCUUCGGCACUAUGCUGGGCGGUAUCCUCAUCCCUAAUGUGGAGACAAUCCUAGGUUUGACUGGAGCCACUAUGGGCAGCUUGAUCUGCUUCAUUUGCCCUGCUCUCAUAUACAGAAAGAUCAUGAAGAAUGGCCUUGCUGCUCAGCUGGUUCUGUUGGUUGGGCUUGGGAUUCUACUCUUAAGCACCUUCACCACUAUGUCCAUCUCCAGUGAGCCAGAUAAAGUACAGCCUCCUGCUAUCGUCUCUGAUACUAAUGACAAACCGCCUGUUGUUGCUGUGCCAGAGCUGCCCAAACAUCCUGCUGAUCAAACCCCAGUUGUAGCAGGAAAACCAGACAAACCUAUUCUGGCUGUGGACCAGAUCCUGCCUGCAGAGGAGGUAAAGAGCACAGAGGAAAAGGAGCCACAGAUAAAAGUACCUAUGGAAGUGCCUGAGAGGAAGAAGCUCGAGGAGGUUCAACUGGACCGUCCUGGACCAGAAGUUGCAGUGCCUGAUGGUGAAGCUCACCGCCAUGAACCACCCAACCCUCAUGACGAGGUUCACAUAGAGAAGCGCAAGAACCAGCACGAGCUCAAUGAAGAAAAGAAUCAAGUUGCUGCAGAGGAAGAGAUGGCAGAACAGGGGGCAGGCCAGCAGCAGGAGCUGGCAGAAGAUAGAGGCAAGAAUGAGGUGGUGCAGAAAAAGCAGGAUGCUGCAAAGGUUCAUGUGGCCCAGGACCUGUCCAAUGAGAUCCAUGAGAAGGUAGAAGAACAGAAGCAGCCAGAGUUAGUUGUAAUGGCGCAUAAGUCUGAACAACUAUCUUUAGUGAAAGAGCAGGAAGCUGAGAACAGACUGCAAGCUGUUAAGAAAUCAGAGGAAAAUGAUAAACAAGUCGCUGACUCUGAGCCUCUUAAACACCCUGACCCAGCAGGCCAUUUGGCUGAGGUGCAUGAUGUGGCUGCCAAUCAAGAGCAUAAAGAAGAGAAAAAAACGGAUGGGAAGGACACCAAUGAAGGAGAUGGAGACAAGAUGGAAGUGAUUAAAAAGAUCGUCGCAGAGGGAGCGUUGGACCAUGCUGUGCUACUGCAGGUAAUCAAAGAGCAGCAAGAGCAGCAGAAGAGGCUGCUAGACCAACAGGAGAAACUCCUGGCUGUAAUUGAGGAGCAGCACAAAGAGAUCCAUCAGAAAAAGGAUGAAGAGGAGGAACCCAAAGCUGCAGGUGAUGCUGCAGCUGAUGCAGGUGAAAUGAAGCAGAAUGACAAAGCAGAUGGAGAUGGACAGGUGAAAGCCGCAGAACAGUUCUCAGACAACCACCAGGAACCUGAGAAUGCAGCUCCUGUAGCUGAGGCUCAAAUGCAACCAGUGAAAGACCCGAUUAUAAAAAGUGAUUUGGAAGAAGCAGGAGAGAGCAAAAAGAAUACUGCGCCAUUUAACCCAGCACAAGAUGAAGUCAAACAGGAGAAACAGCCUCCGCAGGUUGCAGUGCAUGGAGAUGGUAACACCCAGAAAGAACUUGGGGCACGAGGGGUGCCGUUACGCCAGCAUCAGCUUGACACUCCUAAACAUAAGCUUGAAGAGCUUCAUUCAGACGAUAUCGCCAAGGAGGAAGAGCGAGUAAGACAAAGGUUAGCCCAGCUGGAAGCUGAGAAAGAACAUCUUGAAAAGGAGAGAUUGGAGAAGGAGAGGUUCGAGAAGGAAAGACUGGAGAAGGAGAGGUUCGAGAAGGAAAGACUGGAGAAUGAGAGGCUUGAGAAGGAAAGACUGGAGAAUGAGAGGCUCGAGAAGGAAAGAUUGGAAAAGGAGAGGAUCGAGAAGGAAAGACUGGAGAAUGAGAGGCUCGAGAAGGAAAGAUUGGAAAAGGAGAGGCUCGAGAAGGAAAGACUGGAGAAUGAGAGGCUUGAGAAAGAGAGGGUGGAAGCAGAGAGGUUAAAAAAUGAGAAGGCCAGGCUUGAUGAAGAAAUUGUAAAGCAGGCUGAGCAGGAGCAGAAGUUGAUGGAGCAGAGGGAAAAAUUGCUCCAGCUGCAGAAGGUAAUUGACAGUCAAUACAACAAUCAGAAUGAGGUCAUUCGUAAAGCGGAGGGAGUUCCACAACCUGUGAAGAAAGGAGGUAGGGACUUAAAGGUGAAUUUGGGUAUUCAAGAAGAGGGACCUCAGAAAGAACAGAAGAGCAGGGAGGAAGGAGAGAUGGACCUGAGGAGGCGACGCAGGGAUCUGGGGGCUGGUGAGAGACGAGUGCCUGGACUGGAACCGCUGCUGGAGCUGGGCGGGUCAGACCUCCAUGUAGCACUCGAAGCUCAGCUGCUGGCUGGAGCUAUAGUUCAUUCCCGGCAGAUUAAACAGACUUCACAUGAGCAGAACAAAGAUGAGUAGUUUUUUCAGAUUUCUAGCUUUAUAGGGACUCUAUACUACAGAAAUCUGCCUUUCUUAACAGUGAUCUAAAAGAAAAUGGUUGGCAUUUAAUCUCUUAUCCAAAUAGACACGUUAAAGAUUUCUGGAAACUAAGGAUUAAUACCAAGGUGCAUUUGGAAGGUCAGUGUAAAGGUCACUGUUGAUUUGCAUACAUGUACGUGGUCAUUUAGAUAUUCUACAUUUAUCCUAAAGGUUGAAGUGGGUCCAUUAUAAAUCUCUUCAAAUUUAAUAGCAGCAGGUCAAUUUUGAGCAAUUAAACUGUUAAAAAGUUUCCAUAAACAUCUUUAACAUCCUGAAAAUGAUAAUACUGUUUCUGUACUUUUAUUAGUGUGAGAGCUUAGUGUUUACUUCCACUUUUGGGUGUUUUUUCUAUAAAGUAAAGACCAAGAGUUUUAGUGGAACAUGAACACACACCCACACACACACACACCCGCACGCACACACCCGCACGCACACGGAUACAUGCGCACACACACACGCAUACGCACGCAUAUGCAUACGCACACGAAUGCAUACACACACACACACAUACACAUGCACACACACGCGCAUACACGCAUACGCACACACACGCAUACACACACACCAGAAUUGUGGCAGGGAGACUUCACAGACCUGUUCUUUCUCCUCACAUUCAUUCCACUUCUGUGUAGUUUGGGUAGCAUUCAGUAAUAUCAAUCCACAUGAACUGUGUCCACCAGUCCAUUAACAUUGUGUUAUUUAUAUGAGGUCACGACACAAUCGAUUUCUGGUAUCGUGUCUGUAUUUGCAGGAUUCCUAGUUGCUUGAGCUUACUUUCACUCAAUCAGCUUAAGAAAAAGGUAUUUAAACACAAAUGUGUGCACAAAGUCUGUUAAAGAUGUACAACAUAAGGCCAAAAGUAGCUGGAGCCCUGACCAUCACACAUAUGUGGGCACAUAAUUCUAUAAAGUGUCCUUGUAUACUUAAGCAGUCUAAUUUGCCUUCACUGGAAGUAAGAGGCCUGUACGUGUUCCAGCAUGACAAUGCUCCUGUGUAUAAAAUAAGGUAUAUGAAGAUAUAGUGCCAAGAUUGCAGUGGAAGAAAUUAAGUGGCCUGCAUGAGCCCUGAGUUCAACCCCACUGAACAUGUUUGGGAUGAACUGGAAUGACGACUGCACCCCAGCCAUUUUUGUCUAAAAUGAUCAUUGAUUUCACUAAUGUGUUUGUGGCUGAAUAGACAAUUGGGUUUAUAGUCACGCUCCAAAAUCUAAUAAAGCCUUUCCUGAAGAAUUGAAGUUGUUAUAACAGAAACGGAGACUAGACAAGAACAAGAAAAGUGUUAAACCAGAAUGUAUGGGUAUGAUGGUCAGGUGUCCACAAACAUUUGGCUAUGUAACGUAGAUGAAUACUAGACUUAUAAUUUAUAAACCCAGAUAAGGGACCAAACACUUCUCAUGUUAAGGAACCCAAGUUGCCACCUUUUCUUUCUUGAUUACAAGAUUUUGUUGUAAUAUAACAGCAUUUAACUGCUACCCAAUGCUGUUAAACUUAGCUGGAGGUAAAGACUAAAGUUAUCCUGUCUCAUAAUGCUCCAUUCUGUGAUAAAGAGUAAACAGUGACCAGAGCAUUUUCCUUAUAAUGAAUGUGUUUAUUCUUUUAAAGGAGAACAGUCUUGGGGCUCAAGCCAUGAUUUGAACAUGAAUAUUUGCAACUAUUGAGCACUUUGUUAAUGCAACAAUAAACCAAAAGAUUAUUGUCCAGGAAAGGUUUUAUAGAAAUGUUUAUUUUUCUAGGCCUAUCAGAUUAUAAUUUAUUUUUCUCCUUUUCGGAGUGACUUUGUGUUUAAAAAAAAAAAAAAAAAAAAAGGUUACAGAAGAGCAAACUGUCAAUAAUUAGUUCAGUUGUUGGAUUUUUUUUUUUGUAUGUACAGAGAUACUAUAACACACAAUUUGGACCAUUUUACAAAGCUUGAGUCAUGCCGGUGUAUAGAUUUAUCUGUGUAUGUGUUUUUCUUGUUCUACAUCCCUCGCUCUUGCAUAGAAAUAUUUAAUGUUUCUGUUUUCUUGUAGGAGACACGUUAAGAGUUUGCUGUUUUUGUUUCUUCAGUCUUUGCCUCGAAGUUUAUGGUUUGAUAAAUAUAAUUAUUGUUAUUGUUGUUCUGGCCUACUUUCAGGGUUUAUUCUUUUAAUAUAUCUCUUGUGUGUUUAGUAUUCAGGUGAGCUAAAGCUGAUUAAACUGUUGUAAAUUCUACAGCCUGUACAUUUACCAACCUGAACCUGGUGUUUCAGAUGUUUAAAGUAUUGAAAAUAUUAAAAAUAAAUUGUGUUUUGCGGAGGAGGACGUACAAAAGAAUGACCUACCAUCAUCUCUCAGGUGGUAAUUAAAUGAAAAUGCUUGUUAAUUUUGUUUAAGCAAUGUAUUUUUCAUGUUUUAGUGCAGUUUAUUGGUUUGACAUUGUAAAACAUGCUUUAUAUGUCAUCUUGUUUGCAUCCUCUUACAACACAGCAUUUCUCCAACAGUUACAUUUUUUGCUUAUUAAAGAAUGACCCAAUAUCG